Hyalella azteca is the source of this 1793-nucleotide messenger RNA. RefSeq names its product large neutral amino acids transporter small subunit 1. Bases 1 to 1434 code for a protein of 477 amino acids. Gene Ontology annotation, biological process: amino acid transmembrane transport. Lineage: Eukaryota; Metazoa; Arthropoda; Malacostraca; Amphipoda; Hyalellidae. The transcript is spliced from 10 exons. Gene Ontology annotation, molecular function: L-amino acid transmembrane transporter activity. Gene Ontology annotation, cellular component: membrane. The record is from RefSeq and is a predicted model, not a curated record.
AUGACAGAGAAGCGAGCUAAAUACGCCGAAGUGGCCACCACUUCAGAAGCAGUAGAAAUGAAACCUAAAGACGCAUCAGUCGACGAUGAUGACUGUGUAGGUCUUAAACCUAAGAUGACUUUGAUGAACGGCAUCACGGUCAUAGUAGGUAGUAUCAUUGGGUCUGGGAUUUUCAUCUCACCGACUGGGGUUUUGGCUCACACCGGCAGCCCCGGCAUGUCGCUCGUAGUCUGGAUACUAAGCGGGGUAUUCUCCAUGGUGGGCGCGUAUUGUUAUGCCGAACUGGGCUGCAUGAUUCAGAAAACUGGCGCUGAUUACGCGUACAUCAUGGUUACUUUUGGACCUUUCUUGGCCUUUAUGAGGCUGUGGAUCGAGUGUUUGAUAGUGCGGCCGUGUUCACAAACCAUCGUGGCUCUCACGUUCAGUGCUUAUGCCCUCAAACCUUUCUUCCCGACGUGUGAAUCUCCGGACGUCUCCAUGCGGUUGCUUGCUGCUGUGUGCAUACGUAGAGGUGAGGCCUUCGUCUCUUGUCAGCUCUGCAGAGGGGAGGCCUUCGUCUCUUGUCAGCUCUGCAGAGGUCAUGUGGAGUACUUCACGUUCGCUAACACAGAACCCCGCAUAUCAGAGAUAGCCUUAUCCUUCUACUCGGGACUAUUCGCCUACAACGGCUGGAACUACUUGAACUUCGUCAUAGAAGAACUAAAGGAGCCGGUCAAGAACCUGCCGCUCGCCAUCUACAUCUCCAUCACGCUGGUGACAAUAGUGUACGUGCUCACCAAUGUCGCCUUCUACACGACCCUGUCGCCCGCCGAGGUGCUCGGCUCAGAGGCCGUCGCUGUGACAUUUGGCGACAAGUUGUACGGGAAAUUCGCCAUCUUAGUGCCAGUCUUUGUAGCGCUCUCUACGUUCGGCUCUGUCAACGGCAUUCUCUUCACUUCCUCGAGAUUGUUCUACGCCGGUGCUCUGGAGGGUCAGAUGCCGCAGAUUCUAACCAUGAUCCAGAUCGACCGCAUGACGCCAGCGCCCGCCGUGCUGUUCAUGGCCUUCCUCAGCCUCUUGUACCUCUUCUCCAGCAACAUAUACGCGCUCAUCUCAUACGUCGGCUUCGCUACUUGGUUAUCCAUUGGCCUGGCGGUGGUGUGUGUCCCGUAUCUGCGCUGGAAAAGACCAGACUUGGAGCGCCCUAUCAAAGUGAACCUCUUCUUCCCCAUCAUCUACAUCAUCGCCACCGUCUUCAUCACCAUCGUGCCCAUGAUCGCUGCUCCUGUUGAAACUGGCUACGGAGUGGCCAUCAUCAUGACAGGAGUGCCCGUGUACUUCCUCUUCAUUAAACUCAAGAAGCCGGCCUCCGUGCAACGUGUCCUGAGACGACUGGAUCUGCUCAUGCAGAAGUUGUUUAUGGUCUGCGCUGCGCCGAAGACCGAGAAGGUUUAAAUGCUGCUGAAAUCUACUGGCAUUUUUUUCGCGACAUUUCGGGUGUAAACAAAAUAUUCAACCCGAAAUUGACCGUGGAUGACAGUUGCUGCUGGUUUGAACCCUUAGUUUUACCAUUAAUUUGAAGAACAACUUGUUUUGGGGUAGCCGCGCGUAACAUAGCAUGGUUAAUCAUAAUCAUCAGACCAAUCACGAUUGCAUUGCUGGAUUCCAGAUUAAGGGAUUCAUGCUUGAAAUUCCUUUUAGGGGGGACUUCUGAAGCCUGUCAGUGCUCGUCAGACGUUCUACGGGAAUUUGGUACUACUUGGGGGAUUGUUCCUGAGCGCCCCACCGCUGAGCUCGCGGUGUCUGACUGCAGG